Caenorhabditis angaria is the source of this 2026-nucleotide messenger RNA. The record is from the annotation of a GenBank genome assembly. Lineage: Eukaryota; Metazoa; Nematoda; Chromadorea; Rhabditida; Rhabditidae.
UUGUACUCUGGCCAGCCACGGCUUGGCCGAGGUGUGAGUAACCAUAAGUUGUUUGUGAUCAGAUAGUAGAAAUUAUUUAAAUUUCAGAAUAGCCGAUCCUCGUCUUUGAGCCGGAAAGAAAAUGACAAGCCAUUAUGGAACAAGAGAAACUCAUCGGAUUCAAGAUCUUCAUCAUCGUCAUCUUCGAAAUCCUCCAAAUCUUCAAGAAAUCGCUCGAAAUCUCCCAGAAAACGUUCUCCAAUUCGAGCUCCAAGUCCUGAAAAUCGACGAUCAAAUAGAUCACCAAGAAGAAGAAGGAAAAGAUCGUCUACAAGAAGUUCAUCUUCUAAACGUUCAAGAAGUAGAUCAAUUCAUCGAAGAAGAUCACCAGCUUAUAGUAGAUCUCCUGUAAGAAGACGAAGAACGCCAAUUCGAAAUAGAUUAUCACGACCAAAUCAAAGUAGAUCACCAGUGAGAAGAAGAAAAAGUAGAACACCUCCACGAAGAAGUCGAUCGCCACCAAGAAGAAAUAGAUCACCACCAUCACAACGUCGAAGCAGAUCUCCACCACCAAAAAAUAAUUAUCGUCGGCGUAGAUCAGAAACUCCAGAUGAAAAGCAAAAAGAAGAAACCAUGUGGAAAAAGUUGGUUCAAAAAACUUAUACCUUAUAAAAAUUAGUUUCAACACACACCUCGGCCAAUCAGUUUUGGGCCAGAGUACAAUUUUGAAAAAAAUCUAAAUUUCGUUUUUCAGAGGUUAAAAAUCACGAGUUUGGCCGAGGUGUGUUUCAACAAUUCUUUUUUCAGAAGAAGAGAACGUCGAACAAAUAUUCAAUUGAGUGGACAAUUAGAAGUUUGGGCUAAAUCUCCAUCACAACGGGAAAUCGAGGAAACUUAUCGAAUGUGAGUUUUCUUUUUUUAAUUGACAAAAACUGUUUUUUUUUAGAAAAGAAGAAGAUGAGGAGAUUCAAGCAGAUCAUGUGAAAAAAGGAGAAAAAUUGAAAGCUGAUAGAGCAAAGGCAAAAAAGAAAGAAGAAAGAAAACGGAAUAAAUUAUCAGAAGAUGAAGAUGAAAGUAGUAGUGAUAGUGAAGUUGAAAAAACAAAAAAGAAGAAAAAGAAAGAGAAAAAACAUAAGAAGGAAAAGAAGAGUAAAAAAUCGAAAAAGGAGAAAAAAGUGAAAAAAGAGAAGAAAAUUGCACCGAAAAAUGAAGAAUCAUCGGAUGAAUGGGAAGAAAGACCAAAUGAAACAAAUGGUGUUGAACCAAUGGAAGAAGAUGGAAGUUAUUCACCAGGUCCUGCAAUUCCAGAACAUAUUAAGAAUAGAGAUGAUAUAAGGGAUAGAUUAAAUACUACUGUAACUUCAUAUGGUAAAGAUUUAUUGAAAGGAGAAGGCGCUGGAAUGGCUGCAUAUGUUGCAAGAGGUGAAAGAAUUCCAAGAAGAGGAGAAAUUGGUUUAUCUUCGGGUGAAAUUGAACAAUAUGAGAAAUGGGGAUAUGUUAUGUCAGGUUCGAGACACAAAGCAAUGGAAGCAACGCGGUUGAGAAAAGAAAAUCAAGUAAGUAUAGGGUAUUAUGAUACUGAUCUAUGUCCGAAAUAUUCUGACUUUUCAAAAAAUUCUCAAUCUUUAAAAUACUCAAAUUUUUGAAACGUUUUUUUUAAAUCAGAAUUUAGGAAAACAAACACCUGAUUUCUUUCUGAAUUGUGUGAAUUGCCGAAGAGAAAACAUAGCAUUUUCACUGACAAAAAUUACCUUGAUCAACAAAAUUUACCAACUCAAGUAAGAAAAACUGUCCAAAUACACCACGCGGAUACACUUUCAUUCCAAUACAUCACUUUUUGUCUUUUAAUAAGUAUGUUCGGUAGAACUAUUUCCAGUCCUAGUACACACAUUAUCUUUAAAAAAUCCUAAUCAUGAAUUUUCAGAUCCUGACUGCUGAAGAGAAACGAUUAUUAUCGGGUGUUUCAAUGGAUGCGAAAAAGAAGAAAGAAGAAGCUGUUAUGGAUCAAUUCCGAAGUCUUAUCGAAAAUAAAAAUAAACGUGCAUAG